AUGAGUGAAGAGCGACUUGAGAAGAUUGAGAAGAUUUUGCGGCUGAUCCAACAGAAACUCAAAGACAACGACGACCAGUCGAGCAAAAACGAAACAAUCGUUGCCGAAGUUGUAAAAAAGGUGCAGAAUGUUGAAAAGUCGAACAAAACGAAUGAGGACAUGAUGUUUACUAUUCAGAAACAAGUCAGACAACUCAACAAGGACGAGUUACUUCAACUUUCCCCAAGACAAAAACGAUCUCCAGAUAUAAUUACUGAUGACGCAAUUAGAAUUACUAUCAAGAAAGUGAAGGAACACGAUGACUUAUUGCAGUCCUUUGUGGAAACUUUGAACAAAACUAAUUCCACUGCCAUUCCAGUCUUAAGACAAACAAUUGUGUCACUCAAUGGAAAAGUUAUUGAAAUUAAAAAGGAUAUUGAGGAAUUGAAAAAGGACAUCAGUACUUUAAAGAGCUCUCAUGCACAAAAAGUUGAAGAAAAAAAUCUUGAAAGACAAAAUGAGAACACUGGUGGAACUACACAAGAUUUAAGCGUGGAAAUCGAAAGAAAAGAUGAAACAAAAAUUGAGUUUGAAAAACAAAGAGGCGAACUAAACGAUGUUAAAAAAGAGUUGAAAGAUCUCAAGGAUACUAUCACACUUAUCAAAAGUGAACAAGAUAACCGAAACAGUACAACGUCCGGGUCGCCUACAAAACUUGAAGAAAUUACGGUGGCUCCAAAGUCUCGUUCAUUUUCUGUUGACUCUCAUUCAACGGAGGCAUUCAAUAUGAAACUGUCACAAGAAAUGGAAAAGAAGGAUGUAGAAAUUGUGACGCUUAGAACGGCACAGGCAAACUUGUCAAACGAAAUCGAACAGCUCAAAUCAAUGCGUCAAGAGAUCGACCAGAUAAAAAACGAGAACAAAAAUGUUCCAAAACUCGAUACGCGUUCGGGUAGAAUGAGACUGAGCCUUGGUAAAAAUAUCCAACUUUCUCCACCACGACAAGACCUCUCAAUCGACGUCCCCGAUUCUCCAGAAUCGGCAGCAGAACCCCCAGACGAGAAAGAGUCCGAAAAAAUUAUUUCCGAUUUGAACAUGUAUGAGAAUAUCGGAGGUUUUUACAAACAUUUGUCGGAAUGGAGCGGACUCACGCGCCCAAAGGUUGUAUUUUUCUCCAACAUUAUGGACAGAGCGGAUAUCUCCGAUUUCAAUAACGGCAUUAUUGGAAAGAAGAACGUGAUGGUGAUUGUUGGGACAAAGAAGAAUGAGGUGUUUGGUGCGUUUUGUUCGAAACGCAUUCCAAAACCACCAACAAGUGCCGCAAAAAAAGAUUCGAAUUACACCGCAAUCACUGGCGAUGCAAAACACUUCAUUUUCACGCUACUAAACUCAAAGUUCGAGAAAAAAAGGUUCGACCUGAAAAAUGGGAAAAAUCAAGAAGUGUUUGGUGUCUAUAACGAGAAGUCCAAAGAUUACUUGUUCUCGGUACCAAACUUCUUUGUUUUCAAAAAGAAGGAGUGCAAAGUUAUUGAAGGCUUUGAGAAGAGUUACGAGUGCCAAACAACAGUGGUUGAAGGAAAGUCAUUCAAGCCAGCCUAUGUUGUUGCGCUCUCGUGGUCGAAAUGA
Messenger RNA from Entamoeba invadens IP1, 1605 nucleotides. RefSeq lists its product as hypothetical. The record is from RefSeq and is a predicted model, not a curated record. Bases 1 to 1605 code for a protein of 534 amino acids. The transcript has a single exon. NCBI's taxonomy places the organism in Eukaryota, Evosea, Mastigamoebida, Endamoebidae.